This is a messenger RNA of Epinephelus lanceolatus (giant grouper), 1141 nucleotides long. RefSeq names its product CD79b molecule, immunoglobulin-associated beta (gene cd79b). Gene Ontology annotation, cellular component: external side of plasma membrane; B cell receptor complex. Lineage: Eukaryota; Metazoa; Chordata; Actinopteri; Perciformes; Serranidae. Gene Ontology annotation, biological process: B cell differentiation; B cell receptor signaling pathway. The record is from RefSeq and is a predicted model, not a curated record.
UGCAGAGAGACGUAGACGAACGUUUGGACGGCAGCAUUUGAAAUAGCUUUUUUCUUCUUCUGCAUGUCAUCAUGCGCUGGUUACUGGCUGGAUGCUGUGGACUCGCUUUGAUCAGUAUCUCAGUGGCCUCAGACUCUCCCAAACUGAUCAUCCAGAAGCCCCGGUUCUAUGGUGUGCCAGUCGGACGCAACUUGGGCAUUUACUGUGUGCCCGCCUUUGGGACUGUUCGGCUAGUCAGCGUAGAGUGGUACAAGGCUGAUGAGUAUGACGCGCCUGAAAAAAGAAGCAAGUUAAUGACAGAAAACAAUAAGUUUCACUAUAGUAACACCACUGUGAAGCAAAUGGCCUUCCUCCAAAUCCAUAAGGUGAACAUAAAUGACAGCGGACUGUACUUCUGCAAGAUAAACAAUGAAUGGGGACCUGGGACUGCGGUUCAAGUUGCCAGACCCCUUAAUGAGAAAGAGGCUCUGCACAGGACCAGGAUGAAGGAUGGGCUCAUCAUUCUCCAGGGCCUGGUGUUGGCUGUGUGUGUUGCUGCUCUACUGCUACGCAAACAACGUUUGUGGGAAAAGAGAGACAGCAUAUAUGAGGAGCCUGAAACUGAUCACAUCUAUGAGGGUUUGGCGAUUGAGACAUGUGGAGGAGGUCUGUAUGAGGAACUCUCUGUGUACGCCGAGGCUGAAGUAGCUGAGGCCCCGUGGGAGUAAGACAUCCACACAAUAACGUACGAGGUCUUGGUUUUAAAUGUACAUAUCAUGUGUUGUUAGGAGUCCUCAGUGGGCCCUGCUCAGAUGUGGAGAUGUGUCAUUUUCCUCUAGUACAGUGUUUGUUUAUAAACGUGCAACAUGUUACUUCUAAAAUGCUUGCUACAUACGCAGCCCGUUCUCCAGAAUAAAAUGUUGACAUUGUGCAUCUCUGAAAACCAUGUAUAUGUUACACUGCCACAUUUCAUACACAUUAGAUUAAUAUCUCUUAAGUGAUGUGGUCCAGAUUGCGUCUAUAUGAGAUAAGUGUCUCAUCUGGAGGAGGAGGGGAUGGCGGAUGGCAUGAGGCCUCCAUGAGACACCUCAGUGAGAAGGCUGUUCGAGACCAACAAACAACAAAACUCAUUUUUUUACAACACAUUGGGACAUUUCCAGCU